Molecule: messenger RNA, 5152 nt
Organism: Siniperca chuatsi (mandarin fish)
Lineage: Eukaryota; Metazoa; Chordata; Actinopteri; Centrarchiformes; Sinipercidae
Gene: jade1
Product: jade family PHD finger 1
Exons: 12
Coding region: 1413-4310 (965 amino acids)
Biological process (GO): regulation of transcription by RNA polymerase II
Cellular component (GO): histone acetyltransferase complex
Source: RefSeq, a predicted model, not a curated record
UUCCACCAUUGCAGUUUUUCAUGUCACAUAACUGCUGAAAUGACACUAAAAUUAAACAUUGGUUUGCUAAAGAACUUUUAAAAUUUUUAUUUUUCUGCCCCUUUGACAUAACGGUAAUGGCCAUUUCCAGCCAAUCCUGUCAUUUCAUUUUCUUCUUAUUUAAUUUUUAAGUAUAUACAAAAGGAAUUACAGUCAUUACCCCUCUUCAUAUAACCCUAAACUUAACCUGAGUAGGUAUGUUUAAUGCUAACAAAACCAAAAACAAUUAAUUUUGAAUUUGAGUAUAAUAGGAUGAUUUGUUUGUAAGUAUCGCCAAGUACCAAUAUUACUAAAAAAAACAGUAUGCAGCCCUGUCAGUAGAAUAUUUGAUGAGUCUUGGGUUGAAUUUUCUUACCUUAUAGCUUCUUAAGGGGAAACAAACAACAAAAGAUUAUCAAUAAGGUGCAAAAACCAAAUGUACACAAUGCCAAAAAUGUAAACAGGUUAACGGUAAGUGUCAUAAAUAUAAACUGAUUAACGGGUAAGGUGCAAAUCCAAAAUAUACACAAUGCCAAAAGUAAACAGUUAAUGGUAAGGAUCUUUUUUUUUUUUUUUUUUUUUUUUACAAAAAAUCAUACAAAUGACAUAAAAUAAUGACAAUGUAUGUACAGGUAGAGGGAAUAGAUGAUAGAUGAAAAUUGAUCUUGUGAGAUGUUUCAGAAGACGAAGACCUCUUUGAACCCUAUAAAAGUACAUAUUUGGAAAACAUUAAUAUCAUAAAUAUUGUUGAGUUUCUUGGGUGCAGAUUUUAGUGGGUUGUAGGACACUUUUAUUGGACGAAAAUGUGCCUAUUCUGUCUUGUAUCAUUUCCUAACUACACUGCAUUUCCCUUUUUAAAAAUGUGUUGUUGGUGGUCUGUCCCUUUAACAGAUAAAGCUGCCAAAAAAGGAGUGCCUGUCAGUCAAUGGGACGCUGAGUCAUGCAGCCUGAGGAAAGAAUUAUGUUCACAUUAUGUUUGUUGACACUUAAACUGGCAACCGGGCAACGUAGGUUUGUUUUGUAACACUGGAAACAUAGUGAGGAAACAUUUUUUCCUGCAUUAAUCUUAGGAUCUGUUGGGAUUAUCCGGGACCUGUUCAGGGGGGUGGUUUCUGCUGCCCUCCAGCGGCGCACACGCGGAGCUACAGUCCGGGCUGGGUAACCUCCUCCCCGGCCGCCGCCGCCACCGCCGCUCUGUGUUUGUGUAUGUGGAAUGCGGGUCAAGCGGAACUCACGGCUAAAAACUACGCUUCACAUCAAACUCAAACACCGGCUUGCAUCGACCUGCCGUGCUCUCUGUAUAUCGUGUAGCUUGUCAUCGAUCCCUUCUGUAACUUAACCUCCUGUCUGGUUUGUGAAGUGUCCCUACACCGGAGCUCCGCAGACAGACGACGAUGAAGAGAAGCAGGCACCCCAGCAGCAGUGAUGACUCCGACAAUGGAAGAAGGAAACCAAGAAAAAGAAAGAAGGGUGGCAGAUGGAGAAGGAUUAACGAAAAGAAAAAGAAGGCCCACGGUCUGAGAAACAGGAGACAGAGUAGGGACAGGAGGUGCAUUUGGACCUUUAAAGACAUCCUGGCAGGUAAUUCUACCUGCUGGUCCCAACAUUCAUCACAGCCCAGGAGGGGGACCGGGCAGAAACCCUCUGAGGUUUUCAGGACGGACCUGAUCACCGCCAUGAAGGUGCAUGACUCGUACCAGCUGAACCCUGAGGACUACUACGUCCUCGCCGACCCGUGGAGGCAGGAGUGGGAGAAGGGCGUCCAGGUUCCCGUCAGCCCCCAGUCCAUCCCACAGCCUGUCGCCAGGGUGUUGGCAGAGAAAGGAAAGGAUGUCAUGUUCGUCAGGCCAAAGAAGUUGAUCCGGACGUCGGGCACAGAGGCACUGGGCUAUGUGGACAUCCGGACGCUGGCGGAGGGGAUGUGCCGCUACGACCUGAACGAGGUAGACGUAGCCUGGCUGCAGAUCACCAACGAGGAGUUUGCAGAGAUGGCUGUGCCGCCGUUGGACGAGAUCACCAUGGAGCGGGUGAUGGAGGAGUUUGAGCGCUGCUGCCACGAAAACAUGACGCACGCCAUGGAGACGGAGGAGGGGCUGGGCAUCGAAUACGACGAGGACGUGGUGUGUGACGUUUGCCAGUCGCCCGACGGGGAGGACAACAACGAGAUGGUUUUCUGCGACAAGUGCAACAUCUGCGUUCACCAGGCGUGUUACGGCAUCCAGAAAGUCCCAAAGGGCAGCUGGCUGUGCCGGAUCUGCGCCCUCGGCAUCCUGCCAAAGUGCCAGUUGUGUCCCAAGAAGGGUGGAGCCAUGAAGCCGACCCGAAGUGGAACCAAGUGGGUCCACGUCAGCUGUGCCUUGUGGAUUCCAGAGGUGAGCAUCGGGAAUCCAGAGAAGAUGGAGCCGAUCACCAACGUGUCCCAAAUUCCCAGCAACAGAUGGGCUCUGAUCUGCUGCCUGUGCAAAGAGAAGACCGGAGCGUGUAUACAGUGCUCAGCGAAAAACUGCCGGACUGCCUUCCACGUGACGUGCGGCCUCCAUGCCAGCCUUGAAAUGAACACCAUCCUCACCGAGGACGACGAGGUCAAGUUCAAGUCCUACUGCCCCAAACACUCCGGGCUCGAGGGCACAGAGUCCAGGGACCGAGACUCGGGAGGCGAGGAGGAGAAGGAGAGCGCCAGAGACAAGAAGUGCAAGAGGAGAGGCAGGGUGAGAGUGGAGGAAAAUGCCACCUCCUCCUCUUUGUCAUCCUAUGUGGCUCCUCAGCUCAUCAACAGAGCGCCCAGCGAUCUAGAAGGGCUCAGCAGCCGCCAGCAGGAGAAGAGAGUCAACCUCCGCAAGCUGAAGCUGCAGGCGAUGGAGGAAGACUUCUACCAGUUUGUGGAGGUGGAGGAGGUGGCCAGUCACCUGAAGCUGCCGCCUGAGGUGGUGGACUUCCUCUACCAGUACUGGAAACUGAAACGCAAAGCCAACUUCAACCAGCCGCUCCUCACGCCCAAGAAGGACGAGGAGGAGAGCCUGGCACGCCGCGAGCAGGAGGUGCUGCUGCGACGCCUGCAGCUCUUCACACACCUCCGACAGGACCUGGAGAGGGUUCGUAACCUGACCUACAUGGUGACUCGGAGGGAGAAGAUGAAGCGCUCGUUGUGGAGAGUCCAGGAGCAGAUCUUCCAACACCAGGUUCGACUGCUGGACCGCGAGCUGCUCACAGGUGAUCCUUCAGCGAAGGAUUUGGAGAAGCUCUUCUCUCUGGACUGGUUAUCCUCUCAGGGUUCCCAGUCUCGUUCCUCCUGGAGCCACUCUGGACUGAAAACCAAACGAGGGUCUUCAAAGCAGGAAAAAAGGAAAAGCAGCGACAGGAAAGGCUUAUCUGACUCCCCGCACACUCACAAGAAAGACAAUCUGAGCAUACCACUGGAGACGAAGGAUAGUAAAGGCUCCCGAAUCAAAGAGUCUGCUCCUGCUGAGGCCAUAAGCGAUGCCAAAAUCCAAAACUCUGAGAUCAGCCCGGAGAUUCAGUUCCCAAAGCUUCAGAAGCCAGAAGUCGAUCAGGAAACUGUCACCGUCAAGCAGCACAAACCUGAGAGCAGGAAAGGCCUGAGGAGGGAGGCCACGGGGCCCGAGCAUGAGACACUGGCCAGACCGAAACGAGACAAUGACCACGAACAAGAAGAGAGGAGGAGGAAGAGGAGGAGUGAUGUGACGGAAAGCUUCCCCAGCCAGGUGAAGAACAGGUUCGGGACAAAACAUCUGGAGAAAACUGUGUCUAUCAGGCUGGUCGAUAUCAGGAACUCUGACACAGACGACUACUUCACGGAAGAAGGAAUGACCAAAAGAAGCUCCGUCUCUCUGGAUGUGACGACCAACACUAAACUCAACAGAUCCAGCGUGGCCUCGGACGCCGCCGCAGCCACCAAAGCCAACGGCUGGCUGAGGAAAACCCCCGCAAACGGCUCACACAGACCUGUGGCCGGACAUCUUAAAGGCUGGGGGAAGUUCAGGAUCCCGAAGAGGGCCGAGAGGCCGCUGACGGCGACGAUCAAGGAGCCGGAGGAGGUGGAGCACCGCAAGCAGCUGCUGAGGCCGCUGACCAACACACCAGAGCCGUCGUACCCCAGGACCAGACUGCGCACGGGGUCGGAGAACGACGGCUACACCUCCGAAUCCAAACCAGGCGACGGCGAGAUGGAGCCCUGCUUGAAACGAUGCCACUCACACCAGCUGAGGGGCGACUCGUCUCUCGGCCGGCGCUAUGGGUCUGACAUCAUUCGCAGAGGCGUGCUGGCCUCCUGAUGGCGGAGCAACACUUGUUGAAAAUAAGCUGCACUGUGUUAAUUGGGAAAGAAUGACAGUCGCUCUUUGUACCUUUAUUUUUCUGGAUGAAUCGUAAAAUGCCUAGAAUAAAAACAGAGCUUAUAUUUAUUUUUUAUUUGUAACAUAUGUAAAUCUGGGAAAUAUUUUACCUUUUACUUUAUUUUGAGCUAGUUAAAAAAAAAAAAAAGUCCUUAAAAAGUAGAAAGAUGUCAAGUUGCCACUUAAACGCUCGCUCAGAUAUUUACAAGCAAAAGCAUCACCUAGGGAGAUGUCGUGAUCGUUGCUUGGGACCAUAAGCUUUCAAUGUAAUUUGUUUUUGACGUAGUAUUAAACUCAGUUGCACUUAGUUAAAAAAAGCUGACACAGAUAAUCCUCAUCCUGUCAGUGAAAUAGGACUCCAUAGGUCUUUUUUUUUUAAUCAAGCUUCAUCGAACCUAACUGCUACAAACAGGAAGUCAAACUGCCCUUUUACCGCCGUUUAAACUCCAGCUGUCAUCAUCUCUUCAGGCUGCGAUUACUGGACAUUAUGAACUGGGAAUCUACAAACAACAAAAAAGGAAUACAGAAUGGGGUUUUACAUCAGCACUUAAGUGUAAUUGAACUGCGAUCGUAUCGUAUCCAUCAUGUGCCUAACUUUUAUUUGAAGCGUUUGCACUACGAGAGGACGGCACAGGUGUGAGGUAUGAGUAGAGUUAUUUUUACACUGAAAAUUAAAAAGCGUUUUGUACCCUCGGCCACUGCUGUACUACUGUUAUGCAAAAUGAAUCUUGUUUUGUCUUUGUCUUAAAGAGGAAUAAAAACCCUGGAGGAUUUAAGUCUGA